Microstroma glucosiphilum is the source of this 2570-nucleotide messenger RNA. RefSeq lists its product as hypothetical. The coding region runs from base 32 to 2164 and encodes 710 amino acids. The record is from RefSeq and is a predicted model, not a curated record. NCBI's taxonomy places the organism in Eukaryota, Fungi, Basidiomycota, Exobasidiomycetes, Microstromatales, Microstromataceae. The transcript is spliced from 2 exons.
CGAGGUUCGAGGUGGUGGUGGUCGUGGUCAGAUGGACCGAGGAUCAAAGCCAAGGUGGGCGGGGCAAUUCAGUCUAGAUUUCCAUCUGCAAGACGGAAAGGCGGCGAGGAAUCGAUUCUCCACACGCGACCCUCUUUCCGUCCUUACCAACCAAGCACACCUCAGCAGCUACAGACGUUGUCCUGGAAAGCUCUCACUGGUACAAGGUACGAGGACCUCGAAGACUCUGUAUCAGUCAGCAGCCAUGCCGACGGCAAGAGCCAAGAGCGCCGCUAAGAGGGGAACAGCUGCCAAGGUCGCCCCCGCAGAGCCGGCCAGCUCCUCGCCUGCCAAUGCCGGCACUCGCACCUCAUCGCGUACUAGACGAGCGCCACUGGCCUUUGAGGAACUCAAUACGAGGACAGCUUCGAGCAGCUCAUCUACAGCCAAGAGCUCAAUCGGCAAGCCAGCUACAUCUACAAGUACCACGCCCACCUCUAGAGCUGCUGCCAAGAAGGUCGCGACUGUACCACCACCACCUAUCGCCGAAGACCAAGAGAACGAUCCCUUGCCUGCCUCACGUCGACGCGCCUUGCCUCAACGCCAGCAGCGCCAGCAGCGCCAGCCGAGCGUCGACUCCCUUGCCGAGUUCGAGGCUUCCUACAUCGAUGACUCUCGCGUCUCGACGGCAGCUAUACCCGCCGAUAGCUCCUUGAUCCAGACCAAAGACGCGCCUGCCCACUCGACGCCUAUUGCUUCCCCUGCCCUUGCUCCUGCUCAUGCUCAUUCUCUUGCGGCCAAGGGCAAGGAAGGACCGCAAGCGACGAAGAAAAGCCGUUUCCAGUCUUUGCUCGAUGAGGAGAUGCUCAGCGAUGCCGAGGGUCAGCUCGGGCCUGCAAAACCCUCCGGAAGCGAAGAUAGCGAAGAGGCCAAGACUCGACGGCAGCUUACCGAGAACAAGCUCGAGCGGGUGAGGUCGUUUGUCGGUAAUAGCGGACAGCAUCGAGGAUCUGCUUCUAGCUUGGCACCUCCACCCAUUGAGGAGUAUCAGGAGCCUUCCGAGGGGAGGAGAAGCAAGACGACGGGCACUUCGGAAGGAGAUCAAGAGGAUGAAUUCGGCUUCUACACUGUACUCAAGAAGAGCGCGGCGAACAAGGCCAAGCAACGCAGAGAGGUGUUGCCGGGUCCAUCUCAGGAGCGAGUACACUUCGAUGACGAGAGGAAGCCCGCUUCGGCUCACGAGGAGCAGCAGGACGAAAUCAGCUCCCUCGCCUCCUUCCACCCCGCUCAGCCAGCCUCGCAGGUCUCUUCUCUCAUAGACCAAGAUUCGCUGCAAGCGUUGCUUCGCUCGUCCCCAUCUGAUCUGGCUCGACCCUCUGCCGACAAGGACGAGAUUGUAUUCUCGGACGACGAUGCCUCGAUGGAUACCGACGACUACCUCUAUGCUCCGAAAGUUCCGCGAGGCGAUAAGAAGAAGCCGACCAAGAAGCCUCGUCGCCCAAACCCCAGAAAGGGACCGAAGGUGCCUGAUGCUCAGGAGGGAAGUGCAGCCGGAGUCAAGGGCAAGGGGCAGGGAAAGAGUGGAGGAGUCUCGGUUGCGGCGGUGGCGACCAGCACAGGCAAGACAUCCUCAAAGAAGAAGCAAGCAGAGCAGGUUCCUCCCUCUGAGGAAGAAGAAGAAGAGGAACACGGAGGGAGUGCGCUCUCUCCCUCGUCCACUCCCGAAGUCACGACCACUGGCAAGCGCAGUCGCAAAAGUGCGCAGAACUCCAAGAGCGUGCCUGUUCCCAUCACCGCCGCUCCUGCUAUUACUGCUGGUACUGCUGGCGCUGGUAGCACGUCCGCUGCUAGACCUUUCGCGACCAGCAAGGCGGGCAAUGUCGCCCUCGCCAAGACGGCGAAGGGCAAAGAUCAGGCCCAGUCUAAGCCUAAGGCAAAGGCAGUGGCCAGCAAAGUGGCAAGCUCUUCCACCUCUGCCUCUGCCUCUGCGCGCUCGAAGAUCGGAGGAGGGCAGAAGAUGAAGGCUCGUGGCGCCAAGAGGCCUCAAAAUGAAGACGAGGAGAACCAAGACAACGACGACGGCGAUGAUCAGGACGCGCCUCUGGAGAUCAAGGGGAGGGAGAAGCGCUUGAAGAUGUAUGAUGAGCUCGACGACUAUGCCCUUGGAGAAGAGUGGGUCAUCUGAGAGUUGCACGCUUCACGCUCCCCGGACUCGACACAGACACGGACAUGCGUCCCUAUAUACCCAAAUUACGCGACUCGUACCUCGUAGCUUUCGUGACUCGAUUUGAUCUCUCGUGGUCUCAAUUUUGAGAAAGAUUUGCUCUAUUGUACAAUUACUCCUCCGUCUCAUACCAGCUCGCUCCGAUUCUCUCCGGCUCGAUUCCACUCGCCUCGUCUUAUCAUUCAAUUGGACUUCAUCUGUCUUUUCCGCCCUUACCCGUCCUCUGUCCCUCGUCUCUCGUCUUGUCGUCCGAGUCUGACCCAUCUGACAAAGUCUCCACUUUCGCUCCUCAGUCGCUCACUCACUCGCUCACUCACUCACUCAUCUAAAUCACUCCCCAUGAGCUCCUCCAACUCACGCUCCUCCU